UAAAUGUCAAUUCGACAAUUUGUAGGGAUUCAAGAGAUUGCCAAAAAGGCAUUUAAUUCUCUGAUAGUGAUUCGUAAAGAGAUAGAGAGUAAAAACUAAGAAGUUUUGUAACAUGGAAUAUCAGUUUACAAUUAAGUUGUACCUGUAGAUGCAAGCAAAAGCAAAUUUGGAUUCUUUAGAUGUAAAAUAUGCAAAAUAUUAGUUUUAAGCCUCUCGUCUUGAUAAUAGAUCCGAUCAUAGAUACUAUGAUAUGAACCCAUUACCUGCUCCAGAGUCAAAAAUAGCUCGUGUUUAUAUUAUGGAUGAUAAUCGUAUGCAUUAAAGUAAAUAGUUUUAUAAAUUAACAUAGAUCCAACUAUGAAAUAAGGAUAUGAAUGGAAUGUUUAAUUUGAGAGAGGACCAAUUCAUAGAAUGCCUUGGAGUGGAUGGACUUUUUCAAGAGAUUAAAAGAGCAGAGAUGUUUAUAAGUUCAAAAGUUUGGAAGCUGCAUUAGAAUUUUGUCAAUAAGAUGGAUAUGGAUAUAUUGUUCAAUAUCCACACUUUCGUUAUUCUUCAAAGAGAAAGUAUGCUGACAAUUUUAAAUGGAAAGGAUUUCCAAAGGACGAUCAAGACUCUUGAAAAGAUAUUAUUAUUAAAUAAUAAGGAAUAUCAUAUAAUCGACACUCU
Molecule: messenger RNA, 666 nt
Organism: Paramecium sonneborni
Lineage: Eukaryota; Ciliophora; Oligohymenophorea; Peniculida; Parameciidae
Source: the annotation of a GenBank genome assembly